Marchantia polymorpha subsp. ruderalis is the source of this 1491-nucleotide messenger RNA. Lineage: Eukaryota; Viridiplantae; Streptophyta; Marchantiopsida; Marchantiales; Marchantiaceae. The record is from the annotation of a GenBank genome assembly.
AUGGCCUCGUCACUCGUCCUCUGUCUCGUGUCACUGCUGAUGGCGACGAUCUCGACGACGACGUGUUCUCCGCAGGAAUUGAAUCCAGAUGUAAACUCAGACCCGACCGAUCGGCCCUCUGGAAGCACGGGGCGACCGGAGACGGCCGAGAUGUCCGGCGGUCCGUGGCGCAGCAUCCAGGCCGAGAUGGUGCACAAGGACCACCCGCUGCGGGCAGCGCCGGGCAGCCUGUCGUUCAAGGAGAGGGCGGAGCGCGACUUCCAGUCGAGCAGGAGGCGGUUGGAGGUGCUGCGGUCGCGGCAAGAGCGGUGGCUGGCGGGCGGCGGCGGGCUGCCGACGUACGUGAGCAACAUGACGACGAGCGCCAACGAAGAAGAGUACGUCAUGAUGAUCUCGCUAGGCACGCCGGCGCAGAACUUCCUCGCGAUCGUAGACACGGGAAGCGACCUGACGUGGCUGCAGUGCCAGCCGUGCGCGGACUGCUUCCCGCAGGCGGACCCGCUGUACGAUCCGUCGCGUUCCUCGUCGCACGCCAACCUGACCUGCGCCGACAGCGCGUGCCAGUGGUUCACGUCGCAGUACCCGGACUUUACGCACCCGAACUGCCCGCUGGAGUCGGGCUCGAGCUCGAACGCGAGCUGCAACUUCUUCUACGCCUACGGCGACGCCUCCAAUACGACGGGCGACAUCGCCAUCGACACCAUCCACCUGACGUCCACCGACGGCGCCGUCGUGGACGUGCCGAACUUUCUCUUUGGGUGCUCGCAGAGCUCCUUCAGCGACUCGGGCCUCUUCUCCAACGACGGGAUCGUCGGGCUCGGCCGAGGCGGCAUCUCCUUCCCAACGCAGCUCGGAGCCAGCUUCGGUUACAUCUUCUCCUACUGCCUGGUCCCCGCCACGGGCGUCGCGACGCAGACGAGCCAGCUCAUCUUCGGGAGCGCCGCGACGUCCAACGCGACGGGCAUCCAGUACACCCCGAUCCUCUCCAACUCGACGUUCUACUUCGUCGGGCUCCAGGCCAUCAGCGUCGCGGGCCAGCCGCUGGGCAUCCCCAGCUCCGUCUUCGCCAACAACGAUACCGACUCCAGGACGUACUUCGACUCCGGCGCGACGUUCACGUAUUUGCAUCCCCAGGCGCUGGACGCGCUCGUCACCGCGCUGGUCGCCGCGAUUCCCUUCCCGCAGAUCCCCAUCACGAUAAACGGCGUCGAUUACUGCUGGAACGCAUCGGGCCUUACGGACGCCGAUAUCGCCGCGCGCGUCCCGACCGUCUCGUUCAACUUCACCGGCGCCAACUACGACCUGUCCUACGACAACACGUUCCUGACCUUCGACGACGCGAGCUUCUGCCUGGUCAUCUUCAGCGUCCCGCUCGGGUCGGCGUCCAUCAUCGGCAACCACCAGCAGCGCAACGUCUACAUGGUGUACGACCUCGCCAACAGCCAGAUCGGGUUCGUUCCGCGCAACUGCGACGACUCGGUUUCCGUCUAG